This is a messenger RNA of Camellia sinensis, 2846 nucleotides long. The record is from RefSeq and is a predicted model, not a curated record. Lineage: Eukaryota; Viridiplantae; Streptophyta; Magnoliopsida; Ericales; Theaceae.
AAUGAGCGUGUGAAAAUAGACGCUCCCUCCAUUUUCAAUGGUCGGGCACAAACCAACACUUCACAGAGACGAGGAGAGAGAGAGAGGGAGAGAGAACACCGAAGUUUCACUCUGAGUCGUCAAUGGCCGUUUAGGGUUUCUAUUGAUUAUUCUACCUCCCGAUAAUCAAACCCCUUUUUCAUUUUUAUCUUCCCUGCUAUCUCUCUUCUCGACCCUCCAAAACCCUAAUUUCAAUUCAAUCCGAGUUUCCAAUUCAAUAUCCGUAGCUUUUGUACUGAGAAGCGUGAUGGGUGCGCAAGAGAAAUCUCCGACGGCGAAGCAUUCGAUGAAGAGAGCGGAAGAACUGGGUUUGUUUGUUAUUGAUGAAGAAGACAAUGAAACAUUACUUGUUCACCGUAUUAGUUCAGAUGAUAUUUACCGAAAACAAGAAGAUACAAUUAUCUCAUGGAGAGAUCCAGAGUUGUCAACCGAAUUAGCUCUUAGCUUUCAGGAGAGUACAGGGUGCUCAUACAUAUGGGAUCACAUUUGUAGUGUGCAAAGAAAUAUGCAUUUUAAUACUCUUAACAAUGAGACUCAUCAUAGUGUCAACAGUGAAGUGAGGGAGUUGCCUGCCGUUGAGCUAUCUACACUUCCUAUAAUACUGAAGGAGAAAGACACAGUGAAGGUGUCAAAGAGAAAAGGCAACAAAUCUGGAGGCACAGUGAAGGUGUCAACAAGAAAAGGUGACAAAUCCGGAGGCACAGGAAAGGCGUCAACAAGAAAAGGUGACAAAUCUGGAGGCACAGUAAAGUUGUCAGACAGAGAAGACAAUAAAACGGGAGUUAAAAUUCAAAUUUCCCUAGAAGAAAUCCUACAAACUUCAAAAAUGAAACUUGGGGAUGCCGCCCAAAGCCUCGGAGCUAGUAAAUCUACGUUGAAGCGUGCAUGUAGAGAGUAUGGUAUUGAGAAGUGGCAUCGUCGCUUUAUAAACAAAGCUGUCAAGAAAAGUGCCCCUCCAUCUAUGCCAAAGCUCAUGAGAGACUCAAUUACAGAUCUCCAAGAACAGGAACAAAGGAAGAUAAAAGCAACUCAAACAACCUCAAGGGAGGUGAGAUCAAAGAAAAGGCAAGAACCUUCCACCACAUCCAUGCUUCAGGAAGAUUUUAACCCCACAUUCAGUGAACGGGAGAUUCCAUUGAGCCAAAUGUUUGGACCAACAGUCCAUAACUCCCCAGACCAAACAUAUCAGAGAAAAAUGAGAAGAGAUCUUAUUUCAACUGAUAUUGAAGAUGAAGAAAGUCCCAAUUCCACACCUAAAGAGGCCUCCCAAAUUCCUUCAAAUACACGGCCUCAUCAUCCUUCCAAGCCAAGUGACCCAAUUUUGAACCAAUCCACUUUGAACAACAGUGUUGAUGUGACUCUUGAAGACCCAGGAACAACUGAACCCUUCAGUAUCAAUCAUAGAGAUGCUAUUCUUGAUGCCUUUCCAAUGGAAGUCCUAUACCCAAGAACAACUGAACCCAUAAAUUUUCCUUCAGUCACCUCUUUAGACUCAUCUGCAAAUGGCAAUCCAACUUCUAUUGAUGAGAUUCCAACCAGAUCUCACUGUGACAUUUCAUCACCACGUGAUCAAUUCAAUGAGCCUUCCCAAUCCAAGUUUCAAACCAACCAUGGAACAGAAACACAAGUUGAAGGAACUCCAACUAAUUGUCCUGAACCCACAAAUGAAAAUAACACAGAGGUUAGGGCUGAAAAAAUGGACAAUGCCUCCUCAUCAGAUAAACAAGUUGGAGAGCAUACACCUACUCCCAUGGAUGACUCUCCUCAUGGAAUCAACCAAACAACUGGGGUAAAAAACAUGGAAGAAAAUCCAUCAGUAAAUGAAAACAUUGAAGACAUUAACCCAUAUGCAACAAGUGAGCCUCCUGGCAUUUCCUCAAGCUUACAAGCUCUAGAGGUUCCAAGUACUCUGAUCAGCCUUGAAACACCUCAUGUUUCAAUGGAGAAAACAACAAUUGGAGAAACAUCAACUCCGAUUACCAACCCCAUUAACCCAGCAUCAACUGUUGUGCAGGCUUCUUCAUCCUCCAAUACUGGUAGCCUGAGCAUAUGGGAAGAGAUUGCAGCUUUUCAAAAGAGUGUUGAACACAUUUCUCGACUUCCAAAAAGGCUCCAUCACUUCAAACCUGAAGAUCAACAAGUCAUAUCUUCCUUCUUGAACCUCAUCAACACUUCCUUUGAAGAAAUAAUCUCAAAACAAUUGAUGGAAACCUUGAAUUGCCUGACUGCUAUUCAAAGGCUAUCUCCAACUCCAUUCAGUCAAAACCAACUCUCUCACCUGGCCCAAAUCAUUUCUGAAUGGCCAGUCAUUGUGGAGACUGCUCAAAACUGCAGAAAUACAAUUCAAGCAAAGAAAGACUUCUUGAUGGCUGUCCAAACUACUUCUGAUUCAUUAACAACUACUUGCCAAGCUUCCUCCAAUCUUUCUGAUCAAGACAGAAGUUUAGCCCUUGAAGAAGCUAGAUUGGAAGCAGAACUAGCCCUUGUCAGACAAAAAAGGCAUGAACUUCAGCAAGAAAUGGACAUACUUGGCCAUGAAGCCAAAAUUAUACUCUCCAAGACCGAAAAUAACCUCUCAUCAAUACAAGCUGCCAAGGAAGAAUUUGACCAAGCCCAAGCUACAUUUGCAGCUACCCAAUCCAAAUGGAGCAUCUUUGCACACAUUUUCCGAAGGGACUAAACGCAUCCCCUUUUUCUUUUCUUUUUUUUGUGUGUAGAUUUCCUUUCUGUCCUCUCCUUGUAAAUACUCUUAAAGCUUAAUGGAAAACAAAUGCUUGUCUUUGUAUGUCAAGUUUGAUUUAUUAAAA